AUGGAAGCUGGGCAGUCCAGAAUCCAGCAGCAGAGACAGGACUGUGUCAGCUAUGUGUCCAUCAAGAGUGACUGGUCUAUGACAGAACCUAUUGUCUUUAAAGGACAACAAUCUUCUGAAACACGGAUUCAUCAGCAAAGACAAGACUCUUCUGUCCCCAGCUGUGUGUCCAUGAAGAGUGACCAGCCUAUGUUUAAUCCAGAUGAGUUCAAAGAUGCACACCAAUCUGUUCGUAAAUGUGUGGAGAAGAAGAGCUCAGAGGUUCUCAGUGGUAAAUCUACAUGUCAGCAUCAAACACAUCUGGACUCCAUAUUCAUGCUGCUGGAGGAGAAUGUUAUUAGUUUUGUGAAGAAAGAGCUGAAGAAGAUCCAGAAGGUUCUGAGUCCAGAUUACCCAGAAUGCUUAGACAGUCAGAGUGAGAAUGAGGAGGUGUUGGACAGGGAGGAGGAAGAACAAAGGAGGAGCAGCAGAGAGGCAUUUCUGAAGAUCACACUGCACUUCCUGAGGAAAAUGAAGCAGGAGGAGCUGGCUGAUUGUCUGCAGAGCAGAACUCCUGCUGCAGAGUGUCAAUAUAAACUCAAGUCUAACCUGAAGGAGAAGUUCCAGUGUGUGUUUGAGGGGAUUGCUAAAGCAGGAAACCCAACCCUUCUGAAUCAGAUCUACACACAGCUCUACAUCGCAGAGGGAGGAACUGCAGAAGUCAAUGAUGAACAUGAGGUCAGACAGAUUGAAACAGCAUCCAGGAAAUCAGACAGAACAGAAACAACAAUGAGACAAGAAGACAUAUUUAAAACCUCACCUGGAAGAGAUGAACCAAUCAGAACAGUGAUGACAAAGGGAGUGGCUGGUAUUGGGAAAACAGUCUUAACACAGAAGUUCACUCUGGACUGGGCUGAAGACAAAGCCAACCAGGACAUACAGUUCACAUUUCCAUUCACUUUCAGAGAGCUGAAUGUGCUGAGAGAGAAAAAGUACAGCUUGGUGGAACUUGUUCAUCACUUCUUUACUGAAACCAAAGAAGCAGGAAUCUGCAGGUUUGAAGAGUUCCAAGUUGUGUUCAUCUUUGACGGUCUGGAUGAGUGUCGACUUCCUCUGGACUUCCACAACAAUCAGAUCCUGACUGAUGUUACAGAGUCCACCUCAGUGGAUGUGCUGUUGACAAACCUCAUCAGGGGGAAACUGCUUCCCUCUGCUUACCUCUGGAUAACCACACGACCUGCAGCAGCCAAUCAGAUCCCUCCUGAGUAUGUUGACAUGGUGACAGAGGUCAGAGGGCUCACUGACCUACAGAAGGAGGAGUACUUCAGGAAGAGAUUCAGAGAUGAGGAGCAGGCAAACACAAUCAUCUCCCACAUCAAGACAUCACGAAGCCUCCACAUCAUGUGCCACAUGCCAGUCUUCUGCUGGAUCACUGCUACAGUUCUAGAGGAUGUGUUGAAAAGCAGAGAGGGAAGACAGCUGCCUAAGACCCUGACUGAGAUGUACAUCCACUUCCUGGUGGUUCAAUUGAAACUGAAGAAUUUCAAGUAUGAUGGAGGAGCUGAGACAGAUCCACACUGGAGUCCAAAGAACAGGAAGAUGAUUGAGUCUCUGGGAAAACUGGCUUUUGAGCAGCUGAAGAAAGGCAACCUGAUCUUCUAUGAAUCAGACCUGAUAGAGUGUGGCGUCGAUAUCAGAGCAGCCUCAAUAUAUUCAGGAGUGUUCACACAGAUCUUUAAAGAGGAGAGAGGGCUGUACCAGGACAAGGUGUUCUGCUUCAUUCAUCUGAGUGUUCAGGAGUUUCUGGCUGCUCUUCAUGUCCAUCUGACAUUCAUCAACUCUGGAGUCAAUCUGCUGGCAGUAGCAAAGACAACAUCUUGCUUGUCUAAAGUCUUUAAAAAGAAACCUGAACUAACACAUCUCUACCAGAGUGCUGUGGACGAGGUGUUACAGAGUCCAAAUGGACACCUAGACUUGUUCCUCCGCUUCCUCCUGGGUCUUUCACUGCAGACAAAUCAGACUCUCUUGCGAGGCCUCCUGAAAAGGACAAGAUGCAGCUCACAGACCAAUCAGAAAACAGUUGAGUACAUCAAGAAGAAGAUCAGUGAGAAUCUGUGUGCAGAAAGACACAUCAAUCUGUUCCACUGUCUGAAUGAACUGCAUGAUUGUUCUCUAGUGGAGGAGAUCCAACGGUACGUGAGUUCAGGAAGUCUCUCCAAAGAUAAACUGUCUCCUGCUCAAUGGUCAGCUCUGGUCUUCAUAUUACUGUCGUCAGAAAAAGAACUGGAUGUGUUUGACCUGAAGAAAUACUCUGCUUCAGAGGAGGCUCUUCUGAGGCUGUUGCCAGUGGUCAAAGCUUCAAAUAAAGCUCUGCUGAUUGGCUGCAACCUCUCAGAGAGAAGCUGUGCAGCUCUGUCCGCAGUUCUCAACUCCCAGUCCUCUAGUCUGAGAGAGCUUGACCUGAGUAACAACAAUCUGCAGGAUUCAGAAGUGAAGCUGUUGUCUGCUGGGCUGGAGAGUCCACACUGUACACUGGAAACUCUCAGGCUGACUGGCUGUAACCUCUCAGAGAGAAGCUGUGCAGCUCUGUCGUCAGUUCUCAGCUCCCAGUCCUCUAUUCUGAGAGAGCUUGACCUGAGUAACAACAACUUGCAGGAUUCAGGAGUGCAGCUGCUGUCUGCUGGGCUGGAGAGUCCUCACUGUACACUGGAAACUCUCAGGCUGACUGACUGUAACCUCUCAGAGAGAAGCUGUGCAGCUUUGUCCUCAGUUGUCAGCUCCCAGUCCUCUUGUCUGAGAGAGCUUGACCUGAGUAACAACAACCUAAUGGAUUCAGGACUGAAGCUGCUCUCUGCUGGACUGGAGAGUCCACACUGUACACUGGAAACCCUCAGGCUGACUGGCUGUAACCUCUCAGAGAGAAGCUGUGCAGCUCUGUCGUCAGUUCUCAGCUCCCAGUCCUCUAUUCUGAGAGAGCUUGACCUGAGUAACAACAACUUGCAGGAUUCAGGAGUGCAGCUGCUGUCUGCUGGGCUGGAGAGUCCAUGCUGUACACUGAAAUCUCUCAGGCUGACUGACUGUAACUUCUCACAGAGAAGCUGUGCAGCUCUGUCCUCCGUUCUCAGCUCCCAGUCCUCUAAUCUGAGAGAGCUGAAUCUGAGUAACAACAACCUGCAGGAUUCAGAGGUGAAGCUGCUGUCUGCUGGACUGGAGAGUCCACAUUGUACACUGGAAACUCUCAGUCUGUCAGGCUGUCUGAUCACAGAGGAAGGCUGUACUUCUCUGGCCUCAGCUCUGAGCUCCAACCCCUCCCAUCUGAGAGAGCUUGACCUGAGCUACAAUCAUCCAGGAGACUCAGGAGAGAAGCAGCUGUCUGCUGGACUGGAGGAUCCACACUGGAGACUGGAC
Molecule: messenger RNA, 3387 nt
Organism: Thunnus maccoyii (southern bluefin tuna)
Lineage: Eukaryota; Metazoa; Chordata; Actinopteri; Scombriformes; Scombridae
Product: NACHT, LRR and PYD domains-containing protein 3-like
Exons: 12
Molecular function (GO): protein binding
Source: RefSeq, a predicted model, not a curated record